UUUGUGAAGCCGACAGCGAAAUCAGGAGCAGGAGCAGCACCGCCCUUCUUUCUCCGCCCUCGGGGCACCGGCGGCGGGGAUCGCACAUAAAGCACACCGCGGGUGUUCAGUGUUGGAGAGAUGCCAUCAGAUGCCACCGCACCGCGGCAACUUCGCGUCGAGCACAUCCGAGCGCCACCCAGCGACGCUGCGGAGGUGCGGCCGCGUCCCGCCCCGUUCCUGCGCCCGUCCCGCCCCUUCCCCCGGAUGCGGGCCGGGAUGGCGCUGCCCACCCCGCGCUACGGGCACCUGGGCCCGCGGGGGCCCUUUCGGGACGUGUACGAGCCGGCCGAGGACACCUUCCUGCUGCUCGAUGCGCUGGAGCGGGACGCGGACAGCCUGCGGGAGGCUCGAGUCGAGAUCUGCCUUGAAAUAGGAUCCGGAUCUGGUGUGGUUUCAACAUUUGUGGCUUCUUCUAUCCUUGGACCCGGUGCACUGUACAUAUGCACAGAUAUCAACCCCAUGGCAGCUUACUGUACCCAGGAGACAGCUCUGCUGAACAAUGUUCACCUGCAGCCUGUCAUCACUGACUUGGUCAAAGGAUUAUCCCCAAGGUUAAAUGGGAAGGUUGAUCUGCUGCUGUUUAACCCACCAUAUGUGGUAACACCUUCUGAAGAGGUGAAAAGCCAAGGAAUAGAGGCAUCCUGGGCUGGGGGCAGACAGGGCAGAGAAGUCAUGGAUAGACUUUUCCCACUAGUACCAGACCUUCUUUCACCAGGAGGAUUAUUCUACUUGGUCACAAUUAAAGAAAAUAAUCCAGAUGAAAUUCUGGAAACAAUGAAGAAAAGUGGCUUAAAAGGCACACGAGUGCUUUCCAGGCAAGCAGGACAAGAGAUGCUGACAAUCCUCAGAUUUAGGAAAUCUUGAUGACUUUUCUUCACCUGCCAGGUAGUAGGCAUGAAGAAAAUUGAACACAGAGUUGUCAGUUGGUAAACACUGAAGUGAAUGCAAUCUGCCCUUUGUUAAUGGCAGGAACUUACUCAUGCAAGCAAAAGAUCAAGAAAGAAACUAACCCAAAAACUGAGCUAGGGAACAAAAUACCAAUGGGUGAUAAUGAUCUGAUAUCCUCUGACAUAACCAAUGCCAUACACCAGAGAGUCUCACUUCUACAAGCCACGCACACGUAUCAGUUUUAAUUUGUAGUCUUCAGUUGUCAUUGGUCAGAACCAGGAUCAUUUGACACCAUCAGCAUUCACCACAAACUGCAAAUUUACAAGCAGCAGCAUUAAGGUAUCCUUCUGUUGGCUUAAAAAGUUCUUUCCUCUCCCAGGGUCAGCGUUCUCAGCACGGAUCAUUUGGCCUUGAUUAAGGAUCAGAGUCCUCCACGUCCCUCUGACCUUCAGAGAAGAAGAAAGAGCCUGGUUAAAAUACACAGAUGCUCAGAGUUCAGCACAAAAGCAUUUGGAGGAAGUUUGGAUCAGGGCACAGAUGGAAAUACAGUAGCACUUUAUACAAUGCAAAAUGUGAAGGCAGAGUUAGGAGUUGUUUCACUUGUUCUCACAUAGCUGUGAGAGUUUUACUACUCAGGGUACUGAACUUCUCAUCUCUUCCAACACAUAUUCCAGCAGCAGAUAAGGAGGAUUCUCCAAUUCUUCAAUUCCUUGUUAUGAGUGCAACAGUUCUGCAACCCAUUAGAUACCUUCCCUCAGCUUCAGAGGUGGCUUCUCAAGGAAUGAUGGAAAAUUUUAUUUUAGUAAUUGUACAUAUUUAUAUUGCCAUUGGGAAUUUUUUUGAGGAAUACAAUUUUGCAAAUAGAAAUUGAAUUUUAGUCCUUUUCACUUUUUCCCUUCCAUUUUAAAGAAACACUAAUGUAGAUUUUCUGGUGUACACUGGAGGGUUUUCUGGGGCUCUCAUUGUUUUGUCUGUGGAUACAAAGCUUAAAUAAGUUGGCUUCAACUCCCAGCUUACUUUUGAGCAAAAUAAAAACCAAACGAGUUUAGAAGGGGUAAGAUGGAAGUGCAUAAAAGAAAAAAUCCCAUCAUGGUUCUGUAGAGACUGACUUGCAAGAGUUUUGUGUAAUGCUCCUAUAAAGAUUAUUUUGAUAUUUGUAAUAAUCUGUGUCAUUUUAGCAGUGCUUUAUCACAGGAGGGUACUGGGCACAGUGUAGUCCUCACAUCAGUCCAAAUUAGCACAGCCUCUUACUCAAAAACUUUUAGAGUUGAAAGUGGGAUGAUAAUUAAAUGUGGUUAAGCAAAAUAAUUGUAGAUCCACUGUCAAAUUAAGGAUAAUUUGGCUGCAGACUGGACCUAGAGCUUGUAGGAUUUCCAGAUUUCAAGCUCAGGUUUGAAUGCUACCAAAACCUUUGACCAUGGUUCAAAAGUACUUUGUCCUCAGGUGGUGGAGUUGUUAUCUGGCCAGUUACUGAAUAUUUCUCACUUAUUAUCAUUAUCAUCCUCUUCAGUUAAAUUAGGAGGCUCUGCUAUGGUAGUGAAAUAAGACCCAUUGUCUGCAGGGUGCAUUGAGCACUGCUUUGGCUUCUAUUCUCCACCUGUACUGUUUAAUAGCUACAGACAGGUUUAAUUAUGAGGCCACAUCUUAAUGUAAAUUUAAUAAUUGCUCUGAGCCAGCAUUACCUGAGGAAUCUACAGGAUUAUCCUUUUUAUCAACAUGACUGGAGAAACCUUUAUUGUCUGGGCAUUGGAAAGAGAAGGUGAUCCUGAGGGUCCAGAAAACAUCUCCCCUUCUCCGGCCCCUGUCUCCCCUCACAGAGUAAUGAACAAAGCUGCAGGGUUUUUUUUUUUGUUUUUUUAAACAUCCUCCUGCAUGUGAGGUUUUGAUUUUACAAGAAGCAAGAUAGCAGAGAGGAAGGAUACAAAGCUGGAUUUUAAACUUCUUCAGUGCUUCUGCAUGACUUAAAUUCAACAUCAAUCCAUUAAGAAGUUGAAAAAAUUCACUAUUCACACAAUAAUCUGCACUGUAAGGGAUGACUGUUUCUGCUGUUUGUUCUCAGGAUCUUCAUAAGGACAAGUAAUUUGGAUUUUGUGUGUUUCUUUCUUAGCAUGUCUUUAAGAUUUUUUUCCCUAAGAAUUUUUCAGACAUUGAAGCACUUAGCUGAACCUUCCCAAAAACUUUUACCUAUGCAAAGUUUCUUCAUAAAGUUAGAACCAAAUUGAAAGCAAACAGGAAUUUUGUAUAUAGCAAUUGUCACCUCUGCUUAUGAUGGAAAUGCUUACCAAAGUCUAAAUUAUCAAGUGUUUUUUCCAGAAUAAUAUUUUGGAAAAAAUAAUGGAACAACUUUCUGAAAUGCUAUGUUUGGAUUUCUUUUUUCUGUCAAAAAUUUUGUGUGCAGAUGGAGUGAUCAGGAGAACCCUACUGAUGUAGGAUGAGGAGGUGAAAAAGCCUGACAAAAGCUCCAAUCCAGCCUAAAUGGGAAAUAUUUAUGGAAGAGAACACCUUGAGUGUAACUGCACACACAGCAGGGCUCCUCUUGAGCCAAACCACUUCUACCACAAAUUGCAUUUUUGUGCACUGAAGACACCUGGUGGCUGCAUCCACAGCCAGCUCUGACAGAAAAAUUGGUUAUUCAGGGAAGUUUUUCUCUUGUGGAGACUUAAUUACCCCCUUGAGCCAUUCUAUUUUUAUGAUAUUUUUAAGAUACAAAGAGAUAUUUUCAAUCUCCAAAUGGUAAUUUAGAUUUUUAAAUUUUGUUUUUUAACUCAGUCCAUGGAUUUGAGAUACUGCAAGAGUAUAGUUUUGCUUUAAAAGCAUGUUUCAAGGUAUAGUAAAUGCUAAAUAAAUAUAAAAUAAGUAUUUGCAAGGUAAGGAAUGAGAAUCCUAAUCCUAAACUAUAAUUAGGAAAGGGAAAUGGCAGAAAAAGAUGUCACCAUUGUGUGUAAUAACUCUGUAACGUCUUUGUUGAAUCCUAAGAGAUAUCAGGUAUUUAAAAACUCUCAGUGCAAUUGAAUUCAAAGAACCUCUUCCAUUUAAACACAACUAGAACAGUUCUCUGUAUUAGAUAUUAUUUUGGAGGAAAAGGCUCCAAAGACAUGGGGUGAAUUUCAGACCCGAGGAUUGCUAUAAAUAGAAACUUUACCUGAUUCAGUCCCCUUUGUCAGGGCUGUUGCUACUUGGCUGAAGGCAAGUGAAAAGAAAAACCCAGCCAUAAUCUAUGCAAUGUUCUUUCUGUCCCACCUCAGUUUUUCUUCUGACAAGAAGAAAAAGACCAAAGUUCUAUUUUGGGGCUGCGUUUUUCCUGUUUGCAGGAAACCACAGGGUGAGACACAGCGUUCUGAGAGUGGGCUGCAGGAAGUCUGCUGCAAAUUACCCUUUAACACUGCGUGAAGGAGCUUUUAGUGCCUUAAAGGAGCAAUCAUGUUCCAGUGUCCCAUCAGCUCCUUGCCUGUCACUGGUGGUCUCAGAGCUCAGGAUUUGCUGCUGCACCAGCCAAGGCAGCCCCUGCAGUUUUAUUCCUGUAAUUCCCUGUUAGAGGAGGGGUCAGCUCCUUCCUUUUGAUGCAAGCCCUUCACAACAUGAGAUUCUUUGCAUCUCCCCGCUUUUGCCUCAGCAGUUUCAGUUUCAGGAGGUGAGCUGAGCCUUGUUAAACCAAAGCACACAUCUUGAGCCAGGUUCUGGAUUGUAGGCCCAGCUUGGGUGCUCUCAGGAGUGGGCUCAGUUCAUUCUGCCCAGAGCUGGUUAAAGCUCCACCUGGGGGACUUUUGUCUGUAAAACACUUCCCUAAGUGCAGCCAUGGGUAUUGUAGCUGUUGGAUUUGUCUUGGAGUAAUGAUAGGCUUCAGAAAUAAGGGGAGGGAGGAAGCAAUUUCAAGCUAAUUAUAGAAGAAUUGAGGUGAGAAAAUGUCAGUUACUGCAGUGAAAUUCAAUGCUGAAUUGGAGCUAUUUUGUACACUGGAGGACAGAUUAAAAAAACACUUGAGGCAAACCAAUAUACAAACCCCUCCUAAAAACCUCUCAAGUCCCUAAAUACUUUUCUGUCUGCUCUGAACAGAAGUACUGAACAGUACUUUCACCUGAGCUGCAGCAGCUCUGUAGUCCAACUCUGGUCCUGCACUUUGUGCUUCCACCUGAGAUGUGCUUGGUGGCUGCACAAGGCACAAAUUCCAAACCCCUUGUAAAAAAAGUGGUGGGAUGAGGAAAAAAAAAAAAAAGCAGAACUGUAAGAGAAUCUUCUUCAGCCUAUGCAACUAAAAAAUAUCAGACCUAAUUAUCAAUAUCACUGUGGCCUGAAAGCUGUGUGUACUUGAUCCUGCUGCAUCCUGGAUAUGGACUGAAUGCCUUGAUUCAGUUAAAAAGGUAAAAUGUCACCAUCAGAAUUUAGCAUGGCCUAAUUACUGAACUUUAAAUAUUUGCUUCACCUGGUUCUGCAUCAGCUUCUACAGAAACCCUGACUGAUACAUUGAUUUUGCAAGUGUGCAUGUGCUGUUUCAUACACAAAUUGUCCACACAAGAAAAUUUUACAAAGGGUAUGUUUAUUUCUAUUCUGCUUUUCCAUUUCACAACAAAAAGCACUUGAUCUUAAUGUGCUGUGACCUGGAAAUGACUGAAAAUGAGAAAAUGAUGGUUCAUAAAUUCAUCAGUCAAGAGGUUGCCUGAAUUUAUCAUUGAUCCAUCCUCAGAUGUCAAGACAGGUCAGAAUUCAGGAAAAGAAAUGUGUAAACAAUCAAACCCACACUUGAUGAUAAUUUUUGAUGGGUUGAUGUUAUUUGCUCAAUUUUCAUGAAGUCCCCAAGGGAGAGAAAUAAAACUGUGACCUUUUUGGAUUCUUCCACAUUGCAGAAGCCCUUCCUGCAAAGAUCUGAGGCCUUGGGUAGCUGCAAGAUCCUGUACUACAAAUGGUUUACUGCAGUGUCAAAAUGUACAAAAAUCAUUCCACCUGGUAUAUUCACUUGGAGCAGAAGGCAUCAUUAGGGAAUUUCUGUCACCAUGAAGAAAAUCAGGAGUGACAGGAAGCAGAGGUUUUGUAUAACCAGUCCUGAAACACUCAGUGUCAUUGCACAGGUAAAUCAACCAAAUGCUUCAAUAUCUGAUGUUACCUUAGGCUACAGCAGCAGCUCCUUAAAUUUUCCUGUCCCCAUCCAUUUUUGUGUCUUAUAUUACACCACUCUAUGGGAACUACCACAAGUUCUUAAUCCACUUGAUUGGUAAAAUAAGAGAUUAUGCAUAAGUUCCAUAAAAAAAGGAAUGCCUUUAUUUUUUUUUAAAGAGACCGUUUUUUCAUUACCAAGUGAAAACUUUACAAUGUAAAGUACUUCUCUUCAGUAUUGUUUUAAUAUAAAAACUUAAAUCACUUACUCUGGUCUUACUGUUCCUACAGGAAGUCUUGUGGCACUGCAGGACCUGGGUUUCUUCAGCCUCACUCUUGUAUCUAAUCAUAAGUUCAUGACUUAUUUUUUUAAAUAAAACCAUUUCUGUGGCCACUCACCAUCAACAAAACAUCCCUACCACCAAAACAAAAAUAAAGCAUCUUCAUCAGACCAAAAGAGACUAAACUCUAACAGCACUAUUACAGUGAGAAACUUUGUUAAAAUAAAAAUAUUUUGAAAGUUAGACACGACUUUAAAAUUGUACAAAGACAACAAGCACUCAAAUUACACAGAGUAAGUAGCAGUGAGUACAAUGUGAAUGCAACAACAGUAAGCCUUGCCUCUUUUUGUAUGUAAAUAUAAAUAGAGAUUAUCCUUGCCAAACUUCCAGCUUUUUUUUUUCUUUUUUCCUGAAAAUCAGCUCAUUAUGCUGCAAAAGCUAACAGGGAGCACCUCACUCUUCAGUUCAACAGAAUUGCUAAAAGGGGCUCUGGCUAAACCAGCCUGUCUAUCAUGAGAAUAUCCCAUACUGUGCAGAACAAGUUUCUCUCUCCACUGAAAAAUGAUUCCCAUUUAUUAUGCUGAAUGCUUCACCUUCCCAUGGGACCAGCCAAAUUACAGGCUUCAAAAUUAUUAAAAAUUCUGAAGCUUGCUCCUGUUUUUUCAAGAACAUGCAAGGUGAAACUAUCAUGGUGUGUCCAUGUAAGGAGCCACACAACAGAGAAUGCCACUGUUUCUGUUUUACUCUUUGCAACUUUUGUUUCAAGAAAAGUACUUGGGAGUAAUUUCAGCUAACUUGGCUAAAUUAGUCUUUAAGUAUUGGUUAGAGAAGAAAAUAUUUAUUUUAAUUUUUUUUCAGUUACAUUUAGAGUUCAAAUAUAUUCCUAAAACCACAGGGCAGAAAGUAUCCCUUAGAGCUUGUCUGCACAUUUGGAUAUAAAGUGAAAAGCUGACACUGUUACCAUGCUCCCUUUACUUCUAAAGUUUUCUUCUUUACAGGAAAUACAUUCUUGCACAAGAAAUUAAUCCCCCAUGGAGACUGUUCAAACAACUCCAUUACAGCCUCAAAACUAGGAUUUCGUUAUUCCUUAGGUUUAGAUAGAUGAGAAAACUUCUGCUGUAAAUCUUCCCUAAGAUGAACAACAGUUAAAAUAAACUUAUGUUUUAUCCAUCUGCAGCCAUACUGGCAAACUCAUGUUCUGAAUUAGAGUGUUUGCAGGACUCUGUUUCAUGACAGAAUGCAAUCACCUACUCAUAUUUUCUCUAAAAAAUGCCUUGAUGAUGUGGGUUAUGUUCAUGAUUUUAAACUUAUUCAUUCUUUCUAGAUUACCUGGAAGUGCUUUAUUUUUCAUAGCUUUACUCCAUUAUUAUUGUUUGUUUCAAUGGAUCAACAUCUUGAUUUUCAAAAAAGCUUGAAAACUUAUUGUGGCUUUAUUUUUAAAUGAAAAUAUCCUAUUAUUAGGACAGCAGUGUCCUGCAAAUUGAGUCCAUUACACUUGCCAAUUGCUUCAUUUUUAUGUAAAACUGUUAUUUUGAAAGCAACUUGAUUUUUUUUUCUUCUUUUUUUUUCCAGUUAUGCAGGAACCUAUUUAAUGUUCCCAUGAAGCAUUCAAAAUGUCUGUCAGUCUGUCAGUCAAGGGAAGAACACACAGCAUCUAAUCCUAUAUGAAAUUGUUAUGGGGUGUGGCCUGGAAAAUCCCAUGUUAGCAAAACUGAGUGAACUGGCCCAAACUCCUUUUGCCCAUCCCAUUUCUCUAGCUGCUUUUUUUUUCUCAAUAUUCCAUUAUUCUCCAUUUGCUUCAAUUCUAAGAUAGCAUUGCUGAGGUUUCAAUAAAGAUUGAAAGUUAAAGCAAGGUUGUUGUUUCACUGUGAGGAAACAGUGAGAAAAUACUUUCAGUUCUUGUCAGGACAGAAAAGGCUAUUGGCAGUUUACCUUUCACUUGGCUUCAGAAGAUUUAUUAAACAGUUCUAGCCCAAGGCAGUUAAGGAUUUUAAGGUAAACCCAAGCUUGUGCAAUAAAAAAUUAUAUUUAGGAAGGCAUAUCUUGAUCUCUAAGAUUAGAUUAAAAAGUUGCUACUGUUAUUUCUGCCUGAAGUCCUAGACCAGCAGUGGGCUGAGCACCCCUGGACUGAUGCACAUGGGUAGGAAACCUUCUGCUUUUUAGCUUUGUCCAUUUAUUCCAGCAGGUUUCACAGCAGGACAUGAAACACAAGUGCAUUUCUGCAGACUAAUUGCACAAAAAACCAGUUGUUACCAAGUAUCUAAGUCUCAGCCCAGCAAAGGAGACUGCUCUGGAUACAGGUGGGAAAUAGCUCUAAACCCAAAAUAAUCUGGUUAUUUUGUCUCUUUUCAUCAAUUCUUGGUAUCACUGUAAAUAAGCUGCUGUGAAACUCUGCUGGGGAAGGCAGCUGGACAACAGGCUCCACCCUCAGGAGCUAAAGCAUCCUUAUGCCAUUGUACCCAGGGAGAGGGAGGAUUCCUGUGCCCCCAGGAGAUGCAGGCACCUGUCUGAACCCAGAGCAUCUCCAGAUCUAGAGCAGGCAGAGGUCAGUUGUAUUCCAGCACUUUGCACAGUACUCCCUCAUUUCAUUCCAAACCUUUAUGGAACACUUGCGUUAGUGAACUAUUUGGCAUCAUCAUUUGGAAUAGCUUAGCAACUAUUAACUAGAUUUUGGAGAGAGUAACAUGAUUUAAAUUCUUCAAUUUCCCAUUUUGCCUUCUGCCAGUGCAAUAGAUGUGGCUGUGGCACAGAGUAAGAAAUACAGGUCUGUAAUUCCCUUAUAAGUUCAAAGUGUAUCUGCCUUCCUACUUGUGUUUACAAGUACUGAAGGACCUUUGCAGUAACUGUUUUGUUUUAAUCACUUCACCUCCCUUGACUGAAAGGCUGAUGAUGAGGCCAGAUGUGUAAAGGAAGAUGUGUAAAGGACCUUCAGGGAAAGAUGGAGCAGCCUCUUCUGUGCACAAUGAAAAAACUUCCCAACUCCUCAGUUUAGUCCUCUACCAUCCCCAAUUUAGAUUUAGCUUAGUCCUGCUAGUAGGAAAAAGGCAGUAAUCUCUGCUAAGAACUUGGUCCAGCAUAAGUUUCACUUGACAGCAGCUGCACUGCAAACCACACUCAGUUACUGGUUUGUCUACUCAGCUUUCAAAUAUUGGCACUGAAGUGGAAGGGGGCAUGUGAAACCAAGACAAAGGAACGGUGAUGUUAGAAAAGCAGACAUGGCAAACCUGCAGAACUCCCAGCCUUAUGAGAAUAGUGGAGUUCAGAGGUCAGUACAAGAGACUGGCUGGUUAAGCUGGAUAA
This is a messenger RNA of Zonotrichia albicollis (white-throated sparrow), 9599 nucleotides long. It is a transcript of the gene HEMK2, whose product is annotated as HemK methyltransferase 2, ETF1 glutamine and histone H4 lysine. Gene Ontology annotation, molecular function: nucleic acid binding; S-adenosylmethionine-dependent methyltransferase activity; protein methyltransferase activity. Gene Ontology annotation, biological process: methylation. Gene Ontology annotation, cellular component: eRF1 methyltransferase complex. NCBI's taxonomy places the organism in Eukaryota, Metazoa, Chordata, Aves, Passeriformes, Passerellidae. The record is from RefSeq and is a predicted model, not a curated record.